UGCCUUCCACACCACUCCUGCAUCUCCAGCCCCUUACUCUCCCAAGUCUUUAAGGACGGACAGCACUUCGCUGCUGUGAACCCAUCGAGAAAGCGAGCUCACGAACACACAGCGAGAAAGAUAUAAAGAUGGCAAGGAGGCGGCUAUUAUUGAUGUUAAAACCUUUUGAUGUUUACCAAUUUGGCCAAUCAAAUGGCGGCUCUUCCAUCACCAAUUCUCAGGCUUUUCGUUAUCUAGAUAACAGGCGUAAGGUUCACAAGGAUGCUGUAAACUUCUGUCAGGAUAUUUUACGAAAGAAAUCAAAUAUUGAUUGGGAACCCAUCUUACGUACAAAUUUGUCACAACCAAUUCGGAAUUUUGAUUUGGUUGUUACUGUUGGUGGUGAUGGAACUCUUUUACAAGCAAGUCAUUUCUUGGAUGAUUCAAUUCCGGUUCUUGGAGUGAACUCAGAUCCCACACAAGUCAAAGAGGUGGAGAAAUUCAGUAAUGAAUUUGAUGCUACUAGAAGCACUGGCUACCUGUGUGCAGCAACUGUCCAGAGUUUUGAACAAGUGCUAGACGAUAUCCUAGCUGGUCAGAAAGUCCCUUCUAACCUCUCGAGAAUAUCAUUAAGUGUAAAUUCACAACCGCUGUCUACUUAUGCCCUCAAUGACAUAUUGAUCGCAGACCCUUGUCCUGCGACAGUUUCACGCUUCUCAUUCAGGAUUCAGAGGGACAGUGAAUCGUGUGGCCCAUUAGUGAACUGCCGAUCAAGUGGUCUCAGAGUCUCGACUGCUGCUGGAUCAACAGCUGCAAUGCUCUCGGCAGGUGGAUUUGCGAUGCCUGUUUUAUCCGAGGACCUUCAAUAUAUGGUGAGAGAACCCAUUUCACCUGGAGCCGCAAUCAGGUUAAUGCACGGGAUAAUUAAAUCCGACCAGUCCAUGAAGGCCUCGUGGUUUUCCAAGAAGGGAGUAAUAUACAUUGAUGGUUCUCAUGUUUUCCACUCUAUCCAGCAUGGGGAUACCAUUGAAAUAUCUUCCAAGGCCCCGAGUUUGAAAGUUUUUUUGCCUCACGAUUAACACAGAGGACAUGUGAACGGGGAGUGUAAAUAUCUGAAAGGACAGAAAUUUUACAUGCAUGAUGGAGGUCUAGUAAUUUUGCAGGGAAAUUAUAUUUCUCUUAUUGAGAAGUCAAAAAAGCAGGAUCUCCUUUUCUUUUUUGCCCUUCUCUCCAUUUUCCUUAUGAACCAAAGCUUGUGCCGGCCUCAAGCAUCAAAUGUGAGAAAAUUAUAACUCAAGGCCCUUGUAUCAAGCAAGAUGCUGUUCUCUGUUUUAAAUCAUGUACUCUAAAUAAUGACAAUGAAGUGAAAUUGCUUGAAAAAUAAAAAAGAAAUGGCAUUGAAAUAUGUUUUUAUUGACCAAUU
This is a messenger RNA of Populus trichocarpa (black cottonwood), 1402 nucleotides long. Its product is annotated as NADH kinase. Gene Ontology annotation, molecular function: NAD+ kinase activity. The record is from RefSeq and is a predicted model, not a curated record. Lineage: Eukaryota; Viridiplantae; Streptophyta; Magnoliopsida; Malpighiales; Salicaceae. The coding region runs from base 129 to 1058 and encodes 309 amino acids. Gene Ontology annotation, biological process: NAD+ metabolic process; NADP+ biosynthetic process. The transcript has 5 exons.